This is a messenger RNA of Effrenium voratum, 990 nucleotides long. Lineage: Eukaryota; Dinophyceae; Suessiales; Symbiodiniaceae. The record is from the annotation of a GenBank genome assembly.
AUGCGAUCUGGUGCCGUAGCCGGCUUCUCCUUACAGCGGACGGAGGGGGCCGGCUGCUUCAAGCGAGCCAUGAAGGAGUUGCUGCCUUAUGACGCACGCUGCACAGUUCGCUUUGUCUUCUCAGACUCGCCAGAUGCUGUGGAAGGAGCUGACUCAGUUCUGCCGCACCUUGAAGCUGUGGGAGAGGAUGCGCUGCACUUUGUCCUGCGGGUUGAAGCAUGCUCGGGCGAGAAGCGCACGGCUUUAUCUAGACGGCUGCUUAGCAUACAGGGCAAGUUCCGGGCACCGGCCACAGGCCGAGUUUACCAUGGCAGGGAAGACGGGGUGCCGCACGGAGUCUGGCCAGAGCACGAGGAGAAGGUCGUUGAGGAGGUAGACUGGGGCACCUAUAUGAAGAAGCCGUUUGAGAGCCACCAGGAGUACGUGGAUGGAGAUGACAGGAAAGACGCCAAGGGCAGGAGCAUCCGAGAGAUCCUGAAGGCAGGGGUGUCAUACCGGCACUACCGCUACUUGAUGAAUGGCAGCUACAUCAUGGAUGCGGUAGUGCGAGUUGUCGGGCCCGAAGCCGCGAGGUUGAUGAGCUGGGGCACGUGUGGGAACGAAGCGCUGCACGCGCAACUCAAGGCUUCGCAGCAGACGAUCGUGCAGCAGCACCUGGAGGCCUUUCCACUACAGCUGCAGGCGUUUGGCUUGGCAAAGCUCAUGGCCCACCAUUGUGCCGCGUUUUGCCCGAGCAUCGCACAGCGCAGCGAGGCCGAGAUCCUUUGCGUGCUGCAGGGGGAGCUCUGCCGAGUUCAGGCGCACGGCCACGCAGUGCAGGAGUUGAAGAGCGUGGCUUCCCGGGCAGAGCUGCGGAAGCCCCUGCACCAUGUGACCGCUGAGCUCAUGGCGGCGCGCAAGCUUCGGUCCGCCGAGCAAGCGCGCCGCUGGCAGGUAGAGGCGGCGAGGAGGGAAGAGAAGAAGCGCCUCCGCGAUCUAUUCGGCGAUUGA